GGGAUUGGCUGAGGAGCUUGAAGAGGAGGCAUAGGCACCUCCCCUAUCAAGGGUUAAAUAGGGGUUCAGGAAAGUAGGCAAGAUGCUCUGGAGAAACGCUCUGUUUCCCAGGCUUUCUGAAGGGAACCAUGACCCAGACCCUCAAGCUGGCCUCCAGAGUGUUCCAUCGAAUUCGCUGGCCUCAGGAGCUGGGCGCUUCACAGGAUUCCCGAGGCUCCAACUCAGCACCCAAGAGUUUGGCAGACAUCCCAGGACCCUCCGUGCCUAGUUUCCUGGCUGAACUUUUCUGCAAAGGGGGGCUAUCCAGGCUACACGAGCUGCAGGUGCAGGGCGCUGCGCGCUUCGGCCCGGUGUGGUUGGCCAGCUUCGGGACGGUACGCACCGUGUAUGUGUCUGCCCCUGCACUCAUCGAGCAGGUGUUGCGACAGGAGGGGCCUCUACCGGAACGCUGCAGCUUCUCGUCCUGGGCGGAGCACCGUCGCCGCCACCAGUGGCCUUGCGGACUACUCACCGCGGAAGGCGAAGAAUGGCAGAGGCUUCGCAGUCUCCUUGCCCCGCUCCUCCUCCGGCCUCAAGCGGCCAGUGGCUAUACCAGGAGCCUGGACAACGUGGUCCGUGACCUUGUGCGACGGCUGAGGCACCAGCGGGGACGUGGCACCGGGCCACCGGCUCUGGUUCGGGACGUGGCGGGAGAGUUUUACAAGUUCGGACUAGAAGGCAUAGCUGCCGUACUGCUGGGUUCGCGCCUGGGUUGCCUGGAAUCUGAAGUACCUCGGGACACGGAAACCUUCAUCCGCGCGGUGGGGUCUGUGUUUGUGUCCACGCUGUUGACCAUGGCUAUGCCCAACUGGCUGCACCGCCUUGUGCCUGGACCCUGGGCCCGCCUCUGCCGAGACUGGGACCAGAUGUUUACCUUUGCCCAGCAGCACGUGGAGCGGCGUGAGGCCGAGAUAGCCAUGAGGAACCAGGGAAAGCCUGAGGAGGACAUGUUGUCUGGGCCACACCUGACCCACUUCCUUUUCCGGGAGAAAUUGCCUGUUCAGUCCAUCGUGGGGAAUGUGACAGAGUUGCUAUUAGCUGGAGUGGACACGGUGGCCAACACACUCUCCUGGGCUCUAUAUGAACUCUCCCAGCACCCUGAAGUCCAGGUUGCACUCUACUCUGAGAUCACAGCUGCUCUGGGCUCUGGCUCCUGUGCCCAUCCUCAAGCCACCGCUCUGUCUCAGCUACCUCUGUUGAAGGCUGUGGUCAAGGAAGUGCUAAGAUUGUACCCUGUGGUACCUGGAAACUCCCGUGUCCCAGACAAAGACAUUUGUGUGGGUGAUUAUAUUAUCCCCAAAAAUACGCUGGUCUCUCUAUGUCAUUAUGCCACUUCAAGGGACCCUGCCCAGUUCCCAGAGCCAAAUUCUUUUCAUCCAGCUCGCUGGCUGGGGGAGGGCCCAGCCCCCCAUCCAUUUGCAUCUCUUCCCUUUGGCUUUGGCAAGCGCAGCUGCAUGGGGAGACGCCUGGCAGAGCUUGAGUUGCAAAUGGUUUUGGCCCAGAUCUUGACCCAUUUUGAAGUUCUGCCUGAGCCAGGUGCUCCCCCAAUCAGACCCAUGACCCGGACUGUCCUGGUACCUGAAAGAAGCAUCAAUCUACAGUUUGUGGACAGAUAGUCCUGCAGAAGGACUCUCUCAAAAUC
Castor canadensis (American beaver) is the source of this 1681-nucleotide messenger RNA. RefSeq names its product cytochrome P450 family 27 subfamily B member 1 (gene Cyp27b1). Gene Ontology annotation, cellular component: mitochondrial inner membrane. Lineage: Eukaryota; Metazoa; Chordata; Mammalia; Rodentia; Castoridae. Gene Ontology annotation, molecular function: monooxygenase activity; iron ion binding; oxidoreductase activity, acting on paired donors, with incorporation or reduction of molecular oxygen. The record is from RefSeq and is a predicted model, not a curated record. Gene Ontology annotation, biological process: C21-steroid hormone biosynthetic process; glucocorticoid biosynthetic process; cholesterol metabolic process.